Molecule: messenger RNA, 2042 nt
Organism: Bombyx mori (domestic silkworm)
Lineage: Eukaryota; Metazoa; Arthropoda; Insecta; Lepidoptera; Bombycidae
Product: glutamine synthetase 1, mitochondrial
Exons: 1
Coding region: 62-1249 (395 amino acids)
Cellular component (GO): cytoplasm
Molecular function (GO): glutamine synthetase activity
Source: RefSeq, a predicted model, not a curated record
AAAUCUAUAAGGUAAUUUAAAAACCGUUUUUAGUUAAAAGUUAAUUCAAAAAUUUUAAACAAUGUACUGCUUUAAAACAUGUGCUAAAGUUUUUAGAAGUAUUUUCCUAUCAAAGAAUUUAGUGUAUAAAAAUAUGAAACAUGUUUAUUAUUUAAGUACUAGCAGUAUCUUUGGGCAUCCAGGAUCGCAUGAUGCGUACUACAAUUACUUUUUAAAUUUACCGUUUCCGAAAAAUAAAAUUUUUGCCACCUAUGUAUGGAUUGAUGCUAGUGGGAUAAAUUUACGGUCUAAAGACCGAAUAUUGGAUAAGGAGCCUUGUGAUUUAGAAAUGGUGCCGAAAUGGUCGUAUGACGGGAGUUCAACUGGACAGUCAGAUCUGAAGGAUUCAGAUAUUACACUACUUCCCGUUGCAGUGUACAGAGAUCCUUUUCGUAAGAGUCCGCAUAUAAUAGUUUUGUGUGAAACAUAUUCUAGUGAAGGUUUACCGACCCCCACAAACCACAGAGUAUCAUCAGCUAUAACCUUGAGUAAAAUUUGUGACCAAGAACCAUGGUUUGGUAUAGAACAAGAAUACACAAUGUUCGAUCGUGAUCAUUGGCCUUUGGGAUGGCCAAAGCCACGAGGGUAUCCAGACCAAGAUUCUAAGAAUUCUUACUGUGGUGUAGGUGAACAUGUAGCCGGGAGAGAAAUUGCUGAGUGUCAUGCCAGAGCUUGUAUCUAUUCUGGCAUGGAUUACGACGGAUCCAAUGCAGAAGUAAUGAAUGGAUCGUGGGAAUUUCAAGUAGGACCUACAUUAGGAAUAAAGGCAGCUGACGAUAUCUGGAUAGGUCGGUAUCUUCUAAAUCGAAUAGCAGAGCAUUUCGACGUUAUAAUUAGCUUUCAUCCUAAGCCAAUGGGAGAUGGACAUGCUGGCAUAGGAUGUCAUCAUAAUUUUAGUACAAAGAAAAUGCGUGCCGAUCAAGGUGUCACAGAAAUAAAAAGGAUUUGCAAAAUUUUAUGCGAUCAACAUGAAAAAAUCAUUAAAAGCUAUGAUUUAAAAGAUGGUGAAGAUAACAAGAAGAGGUUGGUAGGAAAAUUUGAAACAUCAUCAUAUGAUUCGUGUCGUGUAGGCAUUUCUGAUAGAAGUGCGUCGAUACGAAUUCAGAAAAAAGUUAUAUCAGAAGGCAAAGGAUACUUUGAAGAUCGAAGACCUGCAGGCAACUGUGAUCCGUACAUGGUUUGUGGCGUAAUUGCUAAAACAUGUAUUUGAACUUAAUUUAUUGGAAGAAACAACUAAAAAGAGCACUGAAUAUUUCGUGUUUGAUGGUCUAUUAGAUAUAAUUUGAUUAAUAAAAAAUUUAUUUUUAGAAAAAAUGUAAAAAUUUAAAAUAUAUACAUAUAAAAUAUUAUAAAAUGAAACCUAAUAAAAAUGAGAGUUAUUUUAGUUACAUUAGAUAUGUACUAAGAAAAUCUAAGUCUAAUGAUUUACGAUUUACUGUGAACUACUAAAUUUAGAUUUAUUGGUCAUAUCUAUAUCUUUUGUUUUGUUUGCCACAACAAAAUAUACAGUAUAUUACUCAGCCAACUCUCAUGUUUUUUUUAUUGCUUAGUUGGAUGGACGAGCUCAUAGCCUAUCUGGUGUUAAGUGGUUACUGGAGCCCAUAAACAUCUUCAAGGUAAAUGCGCCACCCUCCUUGAAAUAUCCGUUCUAAGGUCUCAGUAUAGACCCAGUAUAGUUACAACGGCUGCUCCACCCUUCAAACCGAAACGCAUUACUGCUUCACGGCAGAAAUAGGCGGGGUGGUGGUACCAGUAAAUUGUCACUGAAUAGACUUCAUACCUAUUUCGGACAAGCUCAUUAACUGGAAUUAGCGGAUUUCUGUGCUGAAUUCGUUUACGCAUAACGUCAUACACUAAAAGGAAAAUAAAUCCAAUGAGAUUUUUGAUAUUUCAACUUUCAACCUUGAAAUAUUAUCAAAAUUUUGUUGAAAUAUUGGUUUACCUACAUUUUGAUGUAUAUGUAAAGGCAAAAAUUAUGGAGUUGCAGUACAAUGUGUAUAAAC